This is a messenger RNA of Peromyscus californicus insignis, 2423 nucleotides long. It is a transcript of the gene Znf516, whose product is annotated as zinc finger protein 516. Gene Ontology annotation, cellular component: nucleus. The record is from RefSeq and is a predicted model, not a curated record. Gene Ontology annotation, biological process: regulation of DNA-templated transcription. Gene Ontology annotation, molecular function: DNA-binding transcription factor activity, RNA polymerase II-specific; RNA polymerase II cis-regulatory region sequence-specific DNA binding. The coding region runs from base 312 to 2423 and encodes 703 amino acids. Lineage: Eukaryota; Metazoa; Chordata; Mammalia; Rodentia; Cricetidae. The transcript has 2 exons.
CUCGCGCGUCCCCCGCGCCCGGGCGCAGCUGGCGCGGUCGGUCUAGAGCAGCGCUCGGCUCGGCGCCGCGGGCGCUCUGCUUCACCUUCAGAUGCGCGGGGCGUGCGCGUCCUCCUCCCGGGGCCCGCCGCCUCUCCUCCAAGGUGCUUGCUGCCGUCUCUUACAUCCCAGAAUAUGCACCUGCUCAUCACGAAUACCUCUCUCCCCUCUGGGCAGCAGGAGCCCCUCUGAAAAUGGAGAGAUAGGACACACCCUCCGGCCCUCGAGACACAAGGCUGUGCUGUGACCCCCCCCGCCCCCCCAUCGUCCUCAUGGAUCGCAGCAGAGAGGCUGAGAUGGAGCUGAGGAGAGCGCCCAGCCCUCCCAGGGCCGGCAGGGGCCACGAGGUAGAAGGGGAGAAGGCCGCGUGCCACAGCUGCUGCAUCUGUGGCAAGAGCUUCCCGUUCCAGAGCUCCCUGUCCCAGCACAUGCGGAAGCACACGGGAGAGAAGCCCUACAAGUGUCCCUACUGUGACCACAGGGCUUCCCAGAAGGGCAACCUCAAGAUCCACAUCCGCAGCCACCGCACGGGGACUCUGAUCCAGGGGCACGAGCCAGAGGCAGGCGAGGCUCAGCUAGGUGAGAUGCGUGUCUCUGAGGGCCUGGAUGGGUGUGCCAGCCCUACCAAGAGCACCUCAGCCUGCAACCGCAUGCUGAACGGGGCCGUGCCGAUGGACAACAGCAAGAUCCUGCUCAGGAGCAGCCGCAAGGAGGCGGAGGGGGCGGCCGGUGCCCAGGAAGACGCCGAGGCCGUGGUGCAGUGUUCCUUCUGUAAGAGCCGGUUUGAACGCAAGAAGGACCUGGAGCUGCAUGUGCACCAGGCCCACAAGCCAUUUAAGUGCAGGCUGUGCAGCUACGUCACCUUGCGGGAAGAGUCUCUGCUGAGCCACAUCGAGAGGGACCACAUCACCGCACAGGUGCCCAACGGCAGCGAGGCCUGUGUGGAGAACGGCAAACCCGAGCUGAGCCCCGGGGAGUUUCCGUGCGAGGUGUGCGGCCAGGCCUUCAGCCAGACCUGGUUCCUGAAGGCCCACAUGAAGAAGCAUCGGGGCUCCUUUGACCACGGCUGCCACAUCUGUGGCCGGAGAUUCAAAGAGCCUUGGUUCCUCAAGAACCACAUGAAGGCCCAUGGACCCAAGGCAGGAAACAAGAACAGGCCCAAGAGUGAGCUGGACCCCAUUGCCACCAUCAACAAUGUGGUGCAGGAGGAGGUCAUCGUCGCUGGCCUGUCCCUCUACGAGGUCUGCACAAAGUGCGGGAACCUGUUUACAAACCUGGACAGCUUGAAUGCCCAUAACGCCAUACACCGCAAGGUUGAAGCCAGCCGGACACGAGCCCCGGCUGAGGAGGGGGACACCGAGGGCCCCCUGGACACCAAGCAUUUCUUCUUACAGUGCCUGAACCUGACACCAUACGUGGCCGGUGAUGUGUCCCCCAGUGGACAGGCUGGACGGCGGGUGGCCGAGUUGGACCCCGUCAACAGCUAUCAGGCCUGGCAGCUAGCCACCAGGGGCAAGGUGGCUGAGCCGGCUGAGUACCUCAAGUACGGGACCUGGGAUGAAGCGCUGGCAGGGGAUGUAGCCUUUGACAAGGACAAGCGCGAGUAUAUCCUGGUGAGCCAGGAGAAGCGCAAGCGUGAACAGGAUGCCCCAUCUACCCAGGGUCCCCCCAGGAAGAGGGCCAGUGUACCUGGGGACCCCAUGCUUCCUGGCCACCUUGACCCCCGGCCAGCCUCACGCCCCAGCCGCAGGGCCGCGGCCACAACUGGCCAGGGCAAAUCCUCCGAGUGCUUCGAGUGCGGCAAGAUCUUCCGCACCUACCACCAGAUGGUGCUGCACUCGCGGGUGCACCGCCGCGCACGCCGCGACAGGGAUCCCGAAGGAGACAGAGCCGUGCGCGCCCGCUGCGGCUCACUCAGCGAGGGUGACUCAGCUUCCCAGCCAAGCAGCCCCGGCUCAGCCUGUGCCAUCACUGACUCCCCAGGCUCUGGCCUGGCCGAAGAGGUGGUGGAUGACAGUGGAGAAGAGGCUGUGCCUGAACCCGCGCCAGGUGAGCAGGUGUCCCCGGGUGGAUCAGAUUCAAGUAGCUCAUGUGACCUUGCACUCAGCUGGCCUUGUGUCCGGCGGCCUUGCUGGAGGGACGUGCGUCCUCAGGUGUGCCUGUGUUUGGAUGACCUUGUACCCUAUUUCUGGUCUGGCCCCGAGUCCUGUAUCCAGGUGGCCGUGCAUCCGGGCAUCCUGCACUUAGUGGGUCCUGGAGUUCACAUAGGUGUACCUGAUGCUGUCAGUUCCCUGUCUCUCCUGCUGCUGCUCACCUGCAAAUGCUGCAGCCUGAACACGUUUGUUUCUCGAGUCUAUGGUCUCUUCUGGGUGUCUGGAAUCUAA